CAGACCGAAGGAAGAAGCGGGAAGAAAAGCGCAGCCGCCGCUGGGCCCUGCGCGCCCCGGGAGCGCCGCGCGGCCCUGCCCGCGGGCUCCGGGUGUCCGCGGGGCGGCGCCGCGGAACAUGACGGCGCCCUGGGCGGCCCUCGCCCUCCUCUGGGGAUCGCUGUGCGCGGGUUCCGGGCGUGGGGAGGCCGAGACUCGGGAGUGCAUUUACUACAACGCCAACUGGGAGCUGGAGCGCACCAACCAGAGUGGCCUGGAGCGCUGCGAGGGCGAGCAGGACAAGCGGCUGCACUGCUACGCCUCCUGGCGCAACAGCUCCGGCACCAUCGAGCUCGUCAAGAAGGGCUGCUGGCUGGACGACUUCAACUGCUACGACAGGCAGGAGUGCGUGGCCACCGAGGAGAACCCCCAGGUGUACUUCUGCUGCUGUGAAGGCAACUUCUGCAACGAGCGCUUCACCCACUUGCCGGAGGCUGGGGGCCCGGAAGUCACGUACGAGCCACCCCCGACAGCCCCCACCCUGCUCACGGUGCUGGCCUACUCGCUGCUGCCCAUUGGGGGCCUCUCCCUCAUCGUCCUGCUGGCCUUCUGGAUGUACCGGCAUCGCAAGCCUCCCUACGGCCAUGUGGACAUCCACGAGGACCCUGGACCUCCACCUCCGUCCCCUCUGGUGGGCCUGAAGCCUCUGCAGCUGCUGGAGAUCAAGGCUCGGGGGCGCUUUGGCUGUGUCUGGAAGGCGCAGCUCAUGAAUGACUUUGUCGCUGUCAAGAUCUUCCCACUCCAGGACAAACAGUCAUGGCAGAGUGAACGGGAGAUCUUCAGCACCCCCGGCAUGAAGCAUGAGAACCUGCUGCAGUUCAUUGCCGCUGAGAAGCGAGGCUCCAACCUUGAGGUAGAGCUCUGGCUCAUUACGGCCUUCCAUGACAAGGGCUCCCUCACGGAUUACCUCAAGGGGAACAUCAUCACGUGGAAUGAACUGUGUCACGUGGCAGAGACAAUGUCAAGAGGCCUCUCGUACCUUCAUGAGGAUGUGCCCUGGUGCCGUGGCGAGGGCCACAAGCCGUCUAUUGCCCACAGGGACUUCAAAAGCAAGAAUGUAUUGCUCAAGAGUGACCUCACAGCUGUGCUGGCUGACUUUGGUCUGGCUGUUCGGUUUGAGCCAGGGAAACCUCCGGGGGACACUCAUGGGCAGGUGGGUACGCGGCGGUACAUGGCCCCUGAGGUGCUUGAGGGAGCCAUCAACUUCCAGAGAGAUGCCUUCCUGCGCAUCGACAUGUACGCCAUGGGGCUGGUGCUGUGGGAGCUUGUGUCCCGCUGCAAGGCUGCGGAUGGCCCUGUGGAUGAGUACAUGCUGCCCUUUGAGGAAGAGAUCGGCCAGCACCCAUCACUGGAGGAGCUACAAGAGGUGGUCGUGCACAAGAAGAUGCGGCCCGCCAUUAAGGAUCACUGGCUGAAGCACCCGGGCCUGGCCCAGCUCUGUGUGACCAUUGAGGAGUGCUGGGACCAUGAUGCAGAGGCUCGCCUGUCUGCGGGCUGCGUGGAGGAGCGGGUGUCCCUAAUCCGGAGGUCAGUCAACGGCACUACCUCGGACUGUCUUGUCUCCCUGGUGACCUCUGUCACCAAUGUGGACCUGCCGCCUAAGGAGUCGAGCAUCUAAGCCCAGGAAUGAGUGGAUCUGAAGAGGAAAGGAAAAAAAGUUGUGUUUUGUUUUGGAAAUCCCAUAACACCAACAAACACAUAAAAUGCAGCUGCUAUUUUACCUUGACUUUUUAUUAUUAUUAUAAUUAUUAUAAUUAUUAUUAUUAAUAUUAUUUUUUGGAUUGGAUCAGUUUUUACCAGCACAUUGCUCUACUGUAUCGCAAACAGCGGACACGUCAGCAGGCGUUGAGGUGCUGAGCUGUGAAUGCAGAACCAGCGCCAUGCUGAAGAGCCUCAGCCACCUCCUGUCCUUUGGGGUUCAUUUUUCCCGCUUUCUCUUUGUUUGUUGUCUCAGAAUCUGUGACACAAAGAAACCCAUCUCCUGUCUUAGGAAACUUAAUGCUGCAAACUCUACCUAGAGGAAACUUUGAAGACUGUUACAUAAGAACACACCUUCCUCAGAGGAGGAAUUUCCCCCUGCCCUCGUCCCCUUCCUGCCCCCCCCCCCGCCUUUAUUGUUUUUCUCCCUUUUUAGACAGUGAGUUUAAGAAACAGCAGAUGUGUCUUUCACGGAUUAACGGGUGUUGUCCUGACCGAGGAAAAACGGGGAUGAGAAUGAGGAUGGUUUGGACCGGAGUUGGAAGGGGAGGACAGAGCUGGGGAUGGGGUUUGGAACAGAGCUACACUGGACUCGGGCACAUUCGGAGCAACAUCCUUUGCUAGGAGGCUACUUCUCAGGUAACCAGGAUUCGAGGGGAAGGACCGUGUGGAGGCUGAGCAUUAACGGCCAGAGCGGGGUUUGGAGAAAGUCUGAAAGCAGGUGUGGCUCUGACCCAUCUGUUGGCCCUGACCAGUUUUUUCCCACUGACUUGGGCUUGGGCGUUGGACAAAACGUUUUCUCUGCCCUCAUUUUAAGGUUAGGUAGGGGUAGAAAUCAUCAUGUUUUAGUGACUGUAUUCCUCAUAAGACAAUGCUGUAAAUAUCUUAACGGAGGAAAAAGUUAAAACACGUUGCUUCCUCCUGGUGCAGUUCAGGGAAAUGCCCACGGGGCGCCCUGCACAGCCAGGGCAAGAGGAUUCCCUGGGUGGGCUGCCACGGCCUGCCUCUGAAGACCCGAGUCCUGCAGGGCUGGCUCUGCCUUGUGUGGUGACAUCGCUGUCCCUUUAUGUGGCUCGUGCACACGGCUUUCUCCAGACCCCUCAAAGAGGUGCAUAUUCUAAAAACCGUUUGUCUAUUAUGCCAUAACCUUGCUCUAGUCAGUGAAUGUUCCUAAUGCUGCUGUUUCAACAUUUGAAUUUUUUUAAUUUAUGAAACAUGCGAAUUUUUUUAAAAAUGAAACACACAUCCACAUAUACACACAUGCUUUGCAAUGUGGCUUCCGAGGUUUAAAUUUUGAAAAGUAAAAGAAUUAAAACUUCACGACCACAGACCACCUCAAACCAGAAAUACCUCAGAAUUUUCUACUUGUGUAAGUUUUAUUAUAUAUUUUAUUAGUUGUGUUGUCUCGUAGUAAGUAUAUUUUAAUGUAAGUUGGCUUUUAUGACAAGAAAAUUUAAAAGAAAUAGAGAAAAAGAAAAAAAGUUUGAGUCUUCUAGGGAGUGCUACCAUUUUUGUUUGAGAACGCCCCCUUGUAAAUAAUUGUCAACUGUAGAUUGGCUGUCUGGGCCGUCUGGGCAUUCAUCACUCUUGUUUGUGAAGGCGUUUCCCUCUGGUUUCUCGAGACUUUUAUUUAAAAAGUGGAUCUCUUUCAUCUUGAGGGUAGGUGAGUUGGUGAGCGAUGGGGAGAGGUUGACCUGGGUGAGAAUGGGAGAGGGGCGCCUCCUCUUGACUUAACGUGGAGGUUCAGAUCUUUCCCUCAACCUGACUGGUCAGUGUUCAGAAUGACAGGUAACCCCACUUUAACUUGGUCAGACUGUGGCCCUUAGACGUGCUUGAGGUCAUUUUCCUCGAGCCGCAGCGACCGUGGAGGAGGCCGGUAGCGGCUGUGUGAGUCCACCUGGUGACUCGGUGACGCGGGGCAGUCUGGGACAGAGGGGCGUGUCCGGAGUGGCACGCUCGCCCCGUGCCCUGGAGUCAGUCUGAGCGCGCAUGCUCCGCGCUCGUGCGCCCUGCGCGUCUGGGGCCUGCCGCUUGGCUGUGUCCCUUCCUCUCCGUCCUUGGGCACAGGGUGCUGUGGGAGGUGAGUGUGUGUCCCUCGCAGAGCUCAGUUUUUGCUUCAUGGGUCAAGCUGUGAGCUGGCCAAGGUGGUUACAGGGACAGGGUUUUUGUUGUUGUUGUUGUUUUUGGGGUAAGCUGUGUUGUCUUUUUUUUUUUUUUUUUAACUAUUUUGUGCUGUGGUAUUUUUCUUCCCUCAGAAUAAUUUUUAACAGCAAAACAGGCCUUACAGCAGUUGCUUUUCUUUUCCACUUCUUUCUUUAAAAAGCUUUAAAAUAUUUAUUGAAAAGUGCCAUAUCUAAUUUCUUUAGCUUUCACCUCAGGCAGUGCAUCUCUACUUUUCCAGCAUCUGCUUUGCACCCUCAGCAACAAAUAAACCACUAACACAUGUAGCUGAUUCGCCACAAGAAUGAUCAGAUCUCUUAUCCUGCCCAGUGUGGAACACUAAACCCCUGCCUCUCCAUUUGGUUUUAGAUUUCCUCUGGGUGAGUUUUCUUUCAGCUUGAUGCUUGUCAGAACACGUUUUUGGCCUGGCUGUGGAGGGUUGAGCUGUGGCUUUGGUGUGGGACCUGCUGGUCAGCUCGCAGUACCGACAGGAUGGGCCUUCCCGUUGGCCUACAUGCCUUUUAUCUGGGUGGGCUCCCUCUUUGCUGACCCUGUGCUCAGCUGCUUUCAGGCCUUGGCGCCAGAAUGAAGUGUCUGGAGAUGGUUCCUGUGUGGUGUGGCUGGGGAGAGGGGAGUCUGGGAGCGUCAGCUCUUUGGGCUUCAGGCUGCCUUUCCCUCAUGCUGUGGUGUAAGAUGCACCCAUCAGGCAGUAUCCCUGACUGCUGCUGAUGACAGAAGAGGGUGGGUGAUCCUUUUCCAGGGCACGCCCCUGGGGGUCUGGGCGGGUCUUUUGCCUCAGAUAAAGUGUCUGUGCUGUCAUGUACUCUUCGGGGAGAAAACCAUUUAGAGCUCUGGUUUAUGUUUAUUGCGUUAUAGGGUCUCUGCCUGUGUUCUUUUCCACAAAGAUUUCAUGUAGUGUCUACUUCUGGAGGGCUCAGAGAACUACCCCCCCCCCCACCCCCCCAAGCACCUGUGGAAGGCUUCUGGGAGUCUGGCAUCAUUUUGCCUGCCUGUGGGAGAGGCUGCCCCACCUAGGGUGAGAGGGUGGCCAAGUCAGGGGAGGAAGGAGCCAAGGAUCCUUGCUCCUUCCUUUCUAGUGUUCUUCCUUCCACACAGGCUCCUGGCUGUGGAGUGGGGCUUUGGGAGAGAAUGUUUUCCGUUUGAAAACGUCCGUGAUCACUGGGAAGACAUCCCAAGCCAGAGAAAUACAGGAAUGAACGAGGAGGAGGAAAUGAGUGGGGACAGGGGCCACUUGUCACACUGUCCUGCAAAGAAUUCUUAAUGAUGGGCCAGGGGAGGCCCUGGACAUAGUCCUUAGGGGCUGGCAUCAGCCAGGUUUUCUCCUGGGACCAUUGGUCCCUCCCAGGAGUCCUUUGAGUGAGUUACUCAGGGUGAGGGCCGUAGGUAGAGUGUUCUUAGGAGGCAGACCUGGCUGUGAAGGGAAGUGGUGAGUAUUUUUGGCCCAUCAUCGGCCUUCACUGUUGAACAUGGCUGGCUUGUCCUUCAUUGUUCAGCAUGGCUGUGUAGGUAUAGGUGCCCAGAGGGAUCAGGGCUACCUGGGGAGGGGUUCCCCAUGUGUGCCAGCAUCUUCUGACUCAGAAUUCCUCCUGUCUGGACUUGGGUAUGUGUGCAGAACAAGAGAGAUCUUGUUCAGCUUUGAACAUCUUCAAGUGGCUUGAAGCCCCUACUCACAUAUUCUCAGCCCAGUUCAGAAUCUCUCCUCUCCAGGCCGCUGAGCUAGUUCUUCACUGCCCCUAGGGGCCAGGCCAGUCUUCUUGUCAUGGCUUGUCAUGUCAUGCUUUAGAAAGCAAAGCAGGUGACCCAGCACUUUUCUGCUGUCACCUUUCUCUCCAGUUGCCAUGUUCUUGCUCCCUGCUACCCUGACACUCUGAGUGCUUGAGCUAUGUGUGUGGUGUUUCUUUGGUGGCAAGCCCAGCUGCCCAUGUGUGUGUAUGUGUCUGUUUGUGGCUCAGAAAGCCUGUCACGUGGCCCGAUGCUCUGAGCCAUGAGGGUAGGGAGGCGGCUGUUCUACCUGGAGUGGGAGAACUGGGUGGCCCUCUUGCAAAUGGAAUUUUGCUUUUUUUAGGAUGCAGUGUAAAGUUCCCAGCACAUACUGGUAAUACAAGGAUUUGGUGGUUUUUAGCAAUACAGUAAGCAGAUGUAUGUAAGUGUUUAGACUUGGUACUAGAAGUCGAACAGCCAAAUGUUAUUCCUGAGAACUUGGCUCACUAAGUGAGUGUCUGAAUUGGAAAGCAUUUCCUUGUAGCUAACUCAGUUGGUCAGUCCCAGCUAUUUCAGUAGCCUGUUGGGUUCUUAAUGGCUCAUCUUUGGAGAGAUAGCCAGGCUUGGUUCACAUUUCAGGGGCUCUCUAGAUCACACCUUUCUAAGAAGCGCAGUGAAUUGACUCAUCUACCCUCCCCACCUCCCAUCCAGGGUGAGCAGCCAGAAAGGAAAGAGGGCAAGGUAGCUUUUUCUCCUCAUUUGGGUGCCAUGAAUUCCUUAGUUAAUGGCUGUUUAUAAAAGCUGAACUGAUAAAUUAGUCAGUAGCUAAUAGGUGUUCAACCUAGUAAUGACGAGUUUAAGUCUUGAUCAACAGUAAUGUUUUAGGUAAAGAAACAGGCCCAGUAAUUCAGUUGAUGACCUGUUUAUCUUCUCAGUCUAGAUUUAAUGAAUUCAGGGUUAUAUGCAUAGUUGUUUAAGUAAGAUUCCUGGUAGUUGAUUUGUAACCAGCAAUCCACCUAUGAAUGUAUCCCAAACCUUUAGAAGGCUUGGAAAAGUUUUUUAAAAUAAUGAUUUAGUUUUGUAGCAAAAAGAAAUUGAAGUUUAAAAUGCCCCCCUUGGAAAUUAAUUCAGUUGACUCAGCUACGUUUUAAAAACAGUGGGUCCAAGAGACCCAUUAACUCAUCAAAUAAAAGUCCAAAUUAUCCAGAGGGAUAUUUUGAAUAUUUCUAUUUUAUACUCAUUUGGGGUCCAUUGUAAACUUUGGGCUUGGACAAGAUUUUGAAUUUAAACAGUUUGUCACUAUUUAAAUUUUACCAAGCUUUUACAUUUUUGUGACUGUAUCUUCCAGGUGUGAAUGAAGCAGGACUUUUGAUUGUGGUACUCCAUGUAUCCCUGUAGUGCCAAAACCAGUGAUACUUUUAUUUGCUCCUAUGGCAGCUUGUAGAGAUAAUACAAAUGGUUUUCCCUCAUGAAAUAAAAUGCAUAGUCUCUAAAUGCCAGUGUGUGGUGAUGGGCCCUGUGCUGCCCUUUCUCUCCGGGAGUAUCUUUGGGCUGUCUGGGGCCUAUGCAGUUCUGAGAACCAUUGCAUGCCAACCGCAGGACCCUAGAGAAGCAUACGCUCGGGCACAUGUGUGUAUGCAAUGGAUUAUUCAAACGUGGGCUCUCUGGACAUCUGUGGGAAAGUGUUACAUUUAUUUGCAAAGUUUACAUUUUUGAGCUCACGGUUACGAAAAAUAUGACCCAUUAUUAGCGAAUGCUUUUUAGGCAGGUGAGGAUGGGUUUAUUUUGUUUUGUUUUGUUGUUUUUAACAAACGGAUGUGUUCUGUCUUGAGUCCUGGGGAUUUCUGCUGUUGGUUGGGCAUGGGAUCAUUCUGUUUCUCCCAAUCACGUUUGCAUCGGAAUGUUGUUAGGUAGCAUUGUAAAUAAAAGAAUAGGUUCUAUAAUAGAGAUAUGACACUUGAAAUUUUACUUUAAAAAAUCUAUAGCUCUACAUAUAUAUUUAGUUAUAUCACCUGACAGAUUCUUCUGCACAGUGUGGAGAUUGUUUUAUACCACAGAUUAUUUUUAUAAAGUCUAGUGAGUUUGAAUGAGAAUGAUUUUGUAAUCAGAGUAAUGAGCUUUACCUUUCAGGAUAAACGUACACUGGAGUGUGAGUGGUGUGGAGCUCUUACCUAGUGCUCAUAUGGAUUCUCUUGAUACACUGGCAGAUUGGAGGACCUUUAUGGGUCUCAUUUGGCCAAAACUCCACUUCUGGCUGUGUGGGACAGUGAUGCUCCGGCUCAGCUCCCUGCAGAUUGGAAGGCGAGGGGCUGGGGAGCGGCAAGAAGAGCCUGUGGUGUGUUUUACAUUUGUGCUUCCUCCUGAGAUUUCUUCUGAACAAAGGGUUCUGAAGUUAGAAAUGAGUUUGUGAGUUCCUGCCACACGGUGUAGUCAUAUGAGGGUGUUUUGAGGAACAGAACUCAUAUGGGAGUGCAUAUUGGGGCGGGUUAGGACAAUUAAGAUUCAGGCUAUAAACAUUUGAAAUGAGAGUUUGGUGAUUUGAAGAAUCCACAAAACUGAAUUAUCUAGGACCAAAUUUUCCAGUUUUCAGGACAGAAAGGAGGGUGGUGUGUGGACACAGCGAUCAAGUGAAAUGGUGAGCUGCCGGGCACAUUGUGUCUUCUCUGGUCGGGGCCUCUUGGAUGUGAGAGUGCUUGGGGCAGCUCCCUGCUUUCAUCUAGUGAGUCACAACCGGGAGCCCUCUGAAGAAGCUCAGAGCCCCAUACCAGAGGGCAUCUUCCAGCUGUCACAUGGCCCUUCCUGCUCUUCCUGCAAAGGUCAGCAUGACUGCCAGGGGAUGGGAGGCGGUCUUCAUGUUAGCCUUUUUAUUUUGGGGUAGAGAGUGAAUGGUUACUUGGGUGAGCCUUUUGGAUGGGGAUACAGGGAAGGUGAAUAAUGGAGCUCAUUCUUUGUAUCGUCAUUGUCAGUCCUGAGGCCCAGCUGAAGGCCUGUCCCUCAGACCCAGGCUGCGGCGCUCAGAAGUACACUGGUUGGGACAGUUUUGUCAGGAGAAUUCCUGAUGUGUCAUUUUAUACCAGCUGUGCUUUUUAUUCAGUCUGGUUCAGAGUGAAGUUUUAUACUUUACCCCUUUUAUACUUGGAGUAAGUUUAGUUUCAGCAGGUCCAGUAGCAGUCCGGGAACUAACCUGUCGUUCCUUUCCCUGCUCCCCGUGAAAGAACGUUUCUCUGUUCUCCAGCCACGUGUCUUGGAAUGUAAUUCUGUUGUGCCUUUGUUUUUGUCACCUGCCUCCCCCCAAAAGCAACUGCUGUAAGCUUUUUUCUACUUGUCUUUUCUAGCCCGAAACCCCACCUUUUUCCUUUUUCCCAACUGUAAUUUCUGGAUGCAGUUCUGUGCUCCAGGUAUUUGAAGAACCAGUUACCUCAGACCUCAUGUUGAACCGUGUCACCAUCUGGGUCCUCUCGAUACUGCAGGCUUGUAACAUACACACGCAGGAACCCUGCCAAGUAUGGGCACUUAUUUGUUUUAAAGUUAAACUCUUCCCAAGGACUGAGAAAGGGGCUUCUGGCAAGCUCCUCACUGCACUGUGGUGGGAUGGGUCUAGAGUGUCAUCUGAAUGGUGCUUCCUGGGUUCCUCUUUGAAUUCUGCCAUUUUCAGUAUUCUUGUGUCUGAAUAGGCAAAGUGAUUCAAUUGGCUGGUCUUGCACACAGAUUAGUUCCAAAGAUGAGCUCUUUGUAAUACAUUUCCAGUCAUUAAAACUCAAACGUAGAACAUUCCUUUAAAUGGCAGGAUUAAAAAACCCACCAUCCACCACUGUGCAUUUUGGGAAGAUGUCUGUAGCAUAUGUUGCUGUGAAAUUAGGCCUUGCGGGAUAUGGCUGUUUGUCAUUUUGAUGUAUUUUAAAUAAAUAUAUAUAUAUAUUUUUAAAGAGCCUUUUUUACCAGUUCAAAAAGUUUGAUUAACCAGCAGUCACCACAUUUGAAUUUUUGUCUCUGGGGCAUAGAUGGCAGACCAAGAUUAAAAGUGGUAACUCAGCCAUAUGAGCAUGGGCUGCCUGCCUGGGCUGUCCUGCUGACUGUGGGAUGCCAAGGUCAGUGUGUUCCCAGUGGGUUCUGAUCAGCCCUCGAAGUGUUUGCUCUCUGCCCUGUUCAGUGGACUGUUGACUUCAGUCCCUGCAAGUGCUUUAGCCCAAGUGGGGUUUUCUCAGAGCACUGCCACAAGCUAAGUGUAUGUUUAGCCAAAUAAUUUCUCCAUUAAGGGAAAAAAAUGCGCUCAUUCAGAUGUUACCAGCAACGACAGAGAUGAGAGUAGGAAAGAUUAGGCAACAUUGGGGUUUUGAUUUGGAAAGUGUUCAAGUCACUGUCAAAGGCUGUCUGAGAGCCAGUGAUCAUAUAGAGAUUCUUAGGAGUUCUCAUCUGGAAGUGUUAAAAGACCUCCUGUGAGUUGGAGGGAUUGUUAAAAUGCCAGCAGCUCCCCCCCCCCCAUUUUUUUCUAGAAUUCUGUAAAAAUGCAAAGACAAUUGAGUGGUACUUAAGAAUUGAGGGUGAGGGUUACCGCAGAAUAGAAGCAUACUUCUAGAUUUCAGUUCCAUGCCACAAAUCCACACAAUGCCAUUUUUCAACUGUACAAAAGAAUCUGCUUACGAAUUUGACAUGAUCUUAGUGGUAGCAUCAAAAGGCCGAAUUUUUCACCUGUUAAUAUUUUUCCACAUUUGUCCUUGAAUCUGAGUAACUUUACAGUACUGUAAAUUUAACUUACAUUGAGUUUGAUGUCAAUUCUUGUAAAAAGAGCUUCUGCAUGUAACACACACACAGUUAACACAGCAGAAUAUAAAAUUUGCAGGACCAAUUUUGGAACCAACAGAAAAUGUCACCUCUCAUUUACCAUCUUUAUGUAUCAGUUUUACCAGCUACUUCUAAAUUUGUACAUUAUGUGUAAGGAAAAGAAGGAAACCCCCUAAGGCUUGUCUAACUUAGUGGAGAAUGUGUGUGUCGGGUUUAGGAUGGAUAGCGAAGUCUUACUGAGCUGUGUUACCUAACUUGUAUAUAACAAUUGUAAUUAAAAGUCUGGAUUCACCUGUUUCUUGCGGUUUAAAACAAUGAGUAAUUACAAACUCUGGAAAUGUGACUAGUAUAUGACUUAAGGUGUAGAAGUGGGGAAGCUCUUCAAGUGCUAAAAAUAAAGACUUCUAGUUUUUGGCUCAAAUUCAGUAAGUACUGUUUGUAUACCAGGAUAUGUGAGAUGUAAAUGUAAUAGGUCACUUUUCACCCUUGUAGCUAUAAAAUAAAAAUUUUGUAGAACAGAAAUAGCUUGUACUACUGAAUUAACAAAAGUUAUACUAAAGUAUCAUGUUUAAAAAAUAUACACACACACACACACACACACACACACACACACAUAUACAGAGUUAAUGCUGUUACCCUGUCUGGAUUUGAAAAGUGUGCUGAUUUAUAUAUGUGUGUGUGUAUAUAAUACACACACACACACAUAUAUAAAUUAUAUACACGCACACAUCUAAAAUGGCCUAAAGCAGACAUCCAUGUAAUUACAGUUGCAAAAUGAAGACAUUUUGGAAAGAACAUUGUAUCAUAGUUCAUUCAUUUGCAGUGGAUCUUUGUUCCUUUUUACUGUGGUAAUUUUAGAAAUGAGUGUCAAGUUUGAAAUUAGAUCUGCUAAGUUGGGGUUUUGCUGCUUGAACUCUGCACUGGGUCCUCAAAGAAACCGAUGUGAAUGUAGUUUUUUCCCCCUGUGUGAAGAAGCAGCCACACCCCAACAGAAUAGGAGGAAAAA
This is a messenger RNA of Zalophus californianus (California sea lion), 11407 nucleotides long. RefSeq names its product activin A receptor type 2B (gene ACVR2B). Bases 119 to 1657 code for a protein of 512 amino acids. Gene Ontology annotation, molecular function: activin binding; ATP binding; activin receptor activity. Lineage: Eukaryota; Metazoa; Chordata; Mammalia; Carnivora; Otariidae. Gene Ontology annotation, cellular component: activin receptor complex; plasma membrane. The transcript is spliced from 11 exons. The record is from RefSeq and is a predicted model, not a curated record. Gene Ontology annotation, biological process: activin receptor signaling pathway; cellular response to growth factor stimulus; protein phosphorylation.